AAAAAAGUUAAAAUACAUGCAUCUCCCUUUUCUUCUGUGCCUUAUAGCUUCUUUCUAUUUUCCCAAUGAUUUAUAAGAAAAUCAUUGUCUCUCUUUGUCAUAGCUGAAUCGAGGGCCUGGUGCACAUUCUCCUGCUAAUUUGUAAAUUUCAUUCAUUAAGCGACGACUCAACUUCUGUGUCAGAGAGUGAGUCACAUCGCACGACGACACAGACCCGGGAGAAACACAGACCCAGGGAAUUGUCUUAGAGGAUUUGUGCCAAGAAAAUCUCCUUUAUAAGCUUUCUAGGGCCUGACAGUUUUGGGCUGUAAUUGAAAAACAACAAUCCAGGCUGCAUUAGGUCUCUAUAGAAAACCUCCUGUAGUUUAAUAAAGCAUGGGGAACGUUUAAUGGCUUUUUUUUUUAAGAAAGAAAGAAAAAAAAAUUGCGGCCAUUUUUCAUUUCCUUUUUUUUUUGGUUUGGUUAAUGACAUUGUCAACCAUGAGGGAAAUCGCAAUUCAAUUAAAAGAAGGAAGGCUAUACAUAUAUAUCACAGAGAGAAUGUAAUGAUGGGCUAGUACAGUCUGUUGUUGUCAAUGUUGAUAUAGUGACGCAAAGCGUGUAAAUCUAUUGUUCACUCAGGUCCUCCUCAUGGAAAGAGUGUAAAAAUCGGAAUUUUUAUGUCUAAGUGCCGCAGUCAGAGAGAACAGGACUGAUGGAUUUUAUUUUUUAAGUUUCGUUAGCUCGGUAAUGAUUGAUUGAAGCCGCUGUGACAGUAUCCACCACAUUCGACGUCAUCUUGCUCUGCGGGUCUCUUUUUUUGGAGGGACACGUUUUUGCACUUGAAGCCAAUCUUGGUGACAAUAAUUUCUGGUGUUUUCACUGGCUGAUUUUCCCCUAAAUAAUGGAAUAUUAGCUUGCGGAAACAUUGACCGCUCAGACUUGAAAUUUAUCUUGUGUUUAAUGUGCGGUGUUUCUCAGCCUCGUAUUGAUAACUUUCAUACAAAGGAAUUUUAUAGGGACUUGUGUCAAUUACGAUUCGAGGAAUACUAUUGUAAUGUCUUUGUUGGAGCCUGAUAUUUUGACCAACAACCUGUAUGUGAAACUGUGAUGAAGACCGUUAGGCGACUGAAUUUUGAUGGCCUGCUAGAGGAAGUGAGCGUUACAUGAAUUUUAACCAUGAGGCGAGCAGACUUUUUAUUCUGGGAUGUAACACUACUGUGGUUCUGGCUAUGUUACUCUGUACAAGGUGACCAGAUCAAGAUCCUGGACUCCCCAGUUGACCAGACAGUUGGUAAGGGUCACACAGUCUCAUUCACCUGCGCCGUCGGAUUUACCGGCGAUGAGGCGGAGGAGCAGGAUCUACGUGUCCGAUGGAAGCACGAGGGUGAGGCGCUUGACCAGAGGACCGACCGAUACACACUGGCAGACAACGGGCAGAAGCUGAUACUGAGGGAUGUGGACUAUAGGGACGAGGGACAGUACACCUGUGUGGCCAGCAUACGGGGACAGGCAGAGAGGGAGAAGUCAUCUGCCAGGCUCAGAGUCAGAGAUAGACCAGAGCCCCCACAGGAAGUGGAGAUAAGUUCCUGUGGGCCCAAGCGGGUGGAGUUGAUUUGGCGUGACGGUUGGGAUGGGGGGGAACCAAUCAAGGAAUACCUGAUUCAAUACAACACUUCUGACAAUGCGUUCUACUGGAACUCGGCUGACGAGGAAGUCGAGUACCUGGACAUGUCGUCCAAGACCGCCUUCAUAAGCUUGUCCCCCUGGGGGUGGUACUCCUUCAGGGUGUUGGCCAAGAACAGUCUAGGGUACAGCGAUCCGAGUAAACCCACCAAGAAGGAGUGCAACACACCGCCAGAGAGGCCGACCUCUAACCCCGUCAAUGUGAGGACAAAGACGGACAAGGAGGGAAAGCUGAUCAUAACAUGGGAUCCGAUGCCGCGGAUGCAACACAAUGCUCCGAGUUUUGAAUACGUGGUCAGGUGGAGGAAGCAUGGCAGCACCUUCUGGAGUGAAAAGAUAAUCAGAGGUCCGAACGCGAACCAGCAUGAGGUGGAUGUGGAUGAUGUUUACGGAUUGUACGACGUACAAGUAAUGGCCAAAAACAGCCUAGGAAACUCAUUCCAGCCCGUGUUCACCUUCAGGGGUCACUCAGGGGAGGGAGACCCUCUAAUAAAGCCUCGUGAUUUUCGAGUUGACCCCACCCGUGGAAAUCGGCCACAUGAAGCCCAUUUUAUCUGGGAGUCUAUCGAUCCAUUGGAUGAAAUGAUUAGGGGAAAGUUCAGAGGUUACAAGUUACAGUACUGGAAGUCCAGUGAAGGUCGCCGUAACAAGAUAGAGGUUCCUAUUGUGAUCGACUCAGACACGGCCAACCUGAGACAUGAUAUCAGAGCCUCCAUCUUUGACCUGCCGGCCAACACCGCAUUCCGUGCCCAAGUGUCCGUGAUGAAUGGGCACCGUGCGGGGCCCCCCAGCGACACCAUCGACUUCAAGACAUCAGAGGGAGUUCCUGGUCCAGUCCGUAAUCUACAGUCGGAUGAAGUUGACAGCCACUACACGGUGCUGAAGUGGGACCCGCCUGAUGAGCCCAAUGGGUUACUCCAAGGUUAUGACCUUGGUUAUCAGAAAGUGAAUGGGGAGACCCAGGGUGAGAUUCGAGCGUUAGAACCAAAGAUCAACAACCCCUCCCACACAUCAGCGAGGAUCACUGAUCUGCAGCCAAACAACGAGUACCGCUUCUUUGUGUGGGCAAGGACCAGCUCAGGGCUGGGAAAAAAGCAGUCAGUGAAGGUGUUAACAAAGGGCUAUGCCAACAGUCAGAUGGCCAGUAUCCACCAAUUAGGAAUCAAUUUAGCAUCACAUGACAUUGGUCUCAAAUUUAGAGUUCUAGUGAUUCUUGGAGUGGUUUGGACAUUGAUGAAUCUCGUCUUCCACUGACAUCCUACAGAGACAGAACAGCCAGGGGAUACGUUAUCUUCAAUACUUAUAUCACUAUCAUGUUGUGGGACCCUAAGUUCAGACGGACCAAGGAAGAUCCUACUACCGUCAAACUUUGAACAAAGAUGUCUGUGGAUUGUGAAUUGGAUGAAGUCCUCUGUUUUGGAGGACUGAAAUAUGAUUAAAGAUAGAAGAUAACUAUAAAGGUUUACAGAUGCAAACAGAUUAUAUUUGACAUCCUACAGUUUACAUAAGGAUCAUGAAGCCAUGUCAUGGCAGAACAAACAAAACUAGAAUCUAUAUUGUGAUAUCAUGAUGUGAUUCUUUAUUUUCUCAGCAAUAAGUUUUUACUUAAUCAGCACUUGAUGUUAUUUACAAGGAAGGACUUUCUUGACAUAAAGGCAGUACUAUGAAAGAUUCUGUGAAGUUUCAGUGGUAUAUAUAGAGCUGUGAAUGAAUGCACUCGGACAUCAGGAUAUACCAAUGUUUAUUGGUGUAAAAAACGUUGAUGUGAAAUGUUCAAGGAUGAAACCACAGACAUACGAAAAAAUUCCCCUUAACUGUUUACAAGCUCACCAAAGGUUUCAGUGUAAUGUGAAAUGGUCUAGUCCUCUGGUGUAUGUGUAAGACACGAUCGCUACCCCAGUGGAGGCUGCCAUGUCUCGGAGACGAUCACCAAUCUAUUACCCACAAUCAUUCCCAGUUGUAUGAAUUCCAUAAACAUUCCAAAUGAUAUGAAGAAGAUUGUCUGCAUGCAUUAUUCAAGAUGGCGUGGAAUGUGUCAUUAGAGUGACUCAAGGGCUUCUGUUCCCUCUAGGAAUUGUGUCGUUUCUUUCGCAGCCAAAACUCGUUUCAUCUUUUGUUUUGUUCUGUCUGUUAGUGCUUUACAAUGUGAGAGGACUCUGAGAAGCUUGAUAGAGGCCAUGGAAUGUCUAGUGCUGUCUAUCGGAUGUACCUCCUGAUUUCUGUGCCAUAAGUUCACGUAUUAGCCGGGUGAAGGCUUAAUAAGCACCUCAAACAUAAAUAGUUGCACACAAUGGCUGAAAUUGUUCAAUUAUGGUAAUUGUGAAAUUUUUUUUGUCUCGUAUUUUGUGCAAAAGCAAUGUCUUGUCAAAUUUGUAUUUAUGUCACAAAAUAUAGCAGUAUUUGUGAAAUAUUGAUUCCUAUUUUUAACUUUUUGUCAUUGAAUGAUUGACACUGUGCAUGCAUGACUAUACAUGUGCAAUAUCUGAGAGGAGUUUCAUCAUGUCUAUAUAUAGUAACAAGUAAAUAUGUAUACAAUGUAAAUAACAUUGUAAUGUUCUAGUCAAACAAUGAUGAAAAAUGUUCUGAUUGAGGAAUGUGAAUGGAAAUUUUUUAAUAUUUAUCAAUUAUUAUAUAUAAAUUGAAAUAUUCCAUGCACAUUGUACUUGAGUGUGUGGGAUUUCAUAUUCAUAGCAAAGUUACUUUAUUGUUGGAUAAAGUUGAGCAAUUAAUUAAUGAAAUAAGAAGGUUUCAUUCUAGAAACUAGUUCUAUCAUUAUUUAUUUUUGCGUUGUAUUCACUCAAAUUUGCUGUGAAUAUGAUAGUUAAAAAACUUGUAAUUAUUGAAAAAGAGAACCCAUAAACGAUAGAAUUGUUUCAGCAGAGCAAAUAUGGACCCAUUGUUUUAGGUUGAAUGGUUGUUGACUAUUUUUUCAUGGAUGAUUUGUCAAUAUCUGUAUUUCUGCUUUAAUAUUUUUAUUGAAAUUGAUGAAAUAUGGGAGAAUGUUUCUACCAAUCAAUCCUCAUAUUCAAAGGUUGUGAACUUUUGUAAGUUUCUGUAGUUACAGCUUAUCUAUCUCUGUUUGUUCUGUAGAUAAAAGUAUCCUCAUCCAACUCAUCCUCAACACACAUCUGUUAUAAAUAAUAUUCAAAGAAAGAUAACUAAAAAAAAACCCCAUUUUUUGUCAGCGUUAGCUCCCUUAGUAUACCCUUAGUAUACUAAGACCAAUGAAAUAGGCUUCACAUGAACAAAUUCUUUCCAAAGUUGCAAAACCAUUGUUAUAUUUCCACACAACUUCAUGUUCAUUGCUUCAUUUCCUACUGCACAAACGAACAUUUCAUUCUUGCCAAAUGCACAUGGACUGCAUUCUGGGUAAUUUCAUGAACGACAAGGUUGUGCUAAAUGUUGUGACUGUUCGAUUUAUUUUGCCAAUAACAGAAAAACCAUAUCAGUGAAUGUUGUGUAGAUGAUAGUUAUAGGACUACAAAAUCAAAUCAUUCAAGUAUACAACCUAACAAAUGAAGCUGAGUUUAAACACAAUAGAUUGCAACAUUAAAAAUCUUCAAUUUUUCAAUUCGAACAAAUCUAUAUAGUUUAUAAACUGUUAAAGAUGAGUAUAAUUUGAUAAAUUUCAAACUUUUAGUGUAACGCCAUUCUUAGGGAAUUUUUGAAUAAGAGACAUAUAACAUUUUAAGGAUAUUAGAAUUUUGUCAGGUCACUGUUUGAUUAAAACCAUUUCGUAUUUUUACUGAUACAUUAUGUAAUAAAUUACACAUAUAAAGACGACAUUUUGAAAGUCAAUAUACAUGCUUAUAUGCAUUAUAUUUUUUAACAAGUUUGUUACUUGUCCCAUACUAAUGAUUAAAUAUCACAUUAUUUAAUAUAUUGGUUAUGCUGAUUACCUUUUUACUAAUGAAUUUGGAGUCUUGUUAAUUAGUAAACAGAUUUUAUCUGGACAAAUUGUACUACAUCGUUUCAUCGAUUUCCUGAUUUUUCUUGAUUAGAAACACUUAGCUGGUGAAACUGACGUGCUGUGAUGUCAGAUGAAUUUAUCAAAAGAGAAUAGUAAAACAUGUUCUAUACAAUUGAAAGAAAUUGGGCCAAUAACUUGAAUAAAAGAAAUUGAAGAUAAUUGUUUACUUAUUGAAUAGGUAUAUUUUUUCCCCUUUACAUUUGAACAAGAUUAUUUUUUGAAUUAUGGAAUUCGAAGGCACUGUAGACAUUCAUGUAACAAACAAUGCAUGUCAAGAGAUGACAGCGAUCAAAUAGAACAGAACGUCUGGCGUUCAUAUUCAGCAGAGACACUGGGACACAUAGGUUUACAUUAAGCAUUGUUCUAAUAUGUAAAAAUGCUAUUUUUAAAACCAAUAUAUUUUUUUUGUCCGGAGGAUUGAAUUUUAGCUUUAUAUGUAAGUUUUAGAUUUAACGUAAUGUAUGCACAAGUAUCGGGUAUUGGAAGCAACGUUAAGUCCAAGCAAUUUUGAUAGUUUUAAACUAUAUUUGUAAUAGUAUAUUUGCUUGAUAACAAAUCAUUAAGAUUACAGAUUUACAUAUGUGAUGUUUUCUUCUUUCACUUCUGUUUGAUACUUUAUAAUUGAGCAUUGAUUUGUGCCAAAUAAUAUUGUGUUACUUUCUCUCCUCUGUUUCCUGUAUUCAUGUUUAUUUUGUUCAUGUCUGUAUCUUUUGUGUUACUUUUUAAUGUACACAACCCUUUUUUCUCCAUUGUUUAACUUUAGCUUAUGAUACACUUACUUGUUUAUCUGUAAAAGUACACCAAACUUGUUAUGUUUAUGAUGCGGUCAUUUAAAACAACGCUUUAUACAACUGUCAAAGAUCUCUUUUCCAGUACUUUGAAUUUUUACUUUGUGACGUAAUAAGAAACUGAGUUGAGUUAUUAUGAUGUGGCAGUUUAAGUAACAUUUUAGAAAAGUGCUAUCCAUUUUCCAAUAAUUUAGAUUUUGUAAGAAAAAAAUUAAAGCUGCACAAAGACAUAAUAUUAUCUGUAUCAUAAUCCUUAAUCCUUUGUUUAUGUAUUGAAUGUAUUAGUUAUUGGAAAAUUUGGUACACCCAUUUUGUUACAUAUAAUAUUAUGAACACAAAUGGUAUUUUGCAAAAAGAACAAUUUUGAAACAGUGAAACUUUGCAGUGUCAUACGAAUACUCAAGACUUGUUCAUUGUGUGUUGGGGUAUAUGUGCAAUUAGAUUAUUUGUUGGGGGAAACGUAGAUGACUGCUUUUCUUGUCCAUUCAUGUUGUAUAAAGUUAAUUAUAUCUUGUUGAUCAUUAAUAUUAUUAAAAUCAUUUUUAUUUCUAAGGUUGAAAAA
Molecule: messenger RNA, 6985 nt
Organism: Magallana angulata
Lineage: Eukaryota; Metazoa; Mollusca; Bivalvia; Ostreida; Ostreidae
Product: neuroglian-like
Exons: 10
Coding region: 1159-2919 (586 amino acids)
Molecular function (GO): protein binding
Source: RefSeq, a predicted model, not a curated record